Pimephales promelas (fathead minnow) is the source of this 2115-nucleotide messenger RNA. RefSeq names its product glycerophosphodiester phosphodiesterase domain containing 3b (gene gdpd3b). Gene Ontology annotation, cellular component: endoplasmic reticulum membrane. Gene Ontology annotation, molecular function: phosphatidylcholine lysophospholipase A1 activity; phosphoric diester hydrolase activity. Lineage: Eukaryota; Metazoa; Chordata; Actinopteri; Cypriniformes; Leuciscidae. The record is from RefSeq and is a predicted model, not a curated record. Gene Ontology annotation, biological process: glycerophospholipid catabolic process.
ACUUUAAUUGUAAUAUCAAAUACACUACAGUGACAAUUAUAAUCAAUAACUUACAUGUGCUUUAGCAUGUUAGUUAAAGACAGAUUUGUCUUUGAAAUGUGGUUAAUGUACUAUUAAUAUUAAAUGUAGAUUUGAGCAACACAAAUUAUACACUUAGACAGUUGAUAUAUGGAAUUUAAAACAAUCAUGUACUCAUUUAAUAUCAUUUUAAACUAUAAUACAUUUUAAUUUAAUUACAAAUAACUUGCAAUUAAGUGUUUCCGACUGAAAUAUGCUUUCAAAAGUUAUUUUUCACAAGGGACAGGCCAAAACUGAACAUUACGACACGGGGAAUUUUCUAGCCAUCAUGACAUAAACAAAAAUGUGAUGAGGUUUUGCGUGUCUUCAUGUUUCUCAUGAAGUUCUUAGAAAAUGUCUGUCAUGUGUCACUCCAACAGCCCUGUAUUACUAAGCAGAAGUGUGUUUGUCAAGUCAGAAGGUUCAAUUCAUGUGGCGUCUUUAAAACUAUCAGAAACUCUGGCCACAAAAACCACUACGGUUCAGAUAAGGGAUAAAAUAUGCGCCUUUUAAGGGGAUCACACAAAAGGAUUUCAAUCUCAAAGUUUCACAAUCUCAACGGAAGUAUAAGAUGUGAGAUUUGAUUUCGUAGUUCUCGGUUAAACCGCAUUUCUUUCAUUUUUUGAGUAAUCCGUGCUUUAUGAUAUCAGCAUUGAACUUGACCACACACCCAAUGCUCAUGCAUGAUCACGUGUUCAGAGACAGAACGAGUGCUAUAAAACACAGAGCAAGCAAGCGUGAGCCUCAAUAAAACAGGUGGAAGACUUUAAUAUCUGCUUUAGAUACUCAAACUUCAUAAUAUCCGCUUCUGAGAGUCAAAGUGCAGUUCUAGUGAGGCAUUGGCUGUAGUUUGAGAAUGGACGCGCUGUGUUUGAUUCUUCUCUUCUGCUUGGCUGUCGCAGUGUAUGUUGUGUGUUCUCUGUACCUGCUACACAACCCGUGUAUCCUUCAUAAGAGGAAAAGGCUGGACUUCCACUGCAGACACAUCUCACACAGAGGAGGGUCUGGAGAGAAGAUAGAAAACACAAUGGAAGCAUUUACACAUGCUGUGGCCGCGUGCACGGAGAUGCUGGAGAUGGACUGUCACCUUACACUGGAUGGCUGUGUUGUGGUUUCACAUGAUAAAAACCUUUUGAGGCAAACAGGAUGUGACAAAACAAUAUCGUCUCUUAGAUUCCAGGAUUUGCCUCACUAUAAAGAGCGACUCGAGGUCACAUUUUAUGUUGGACACUACAGUACAGGGAAAGACAGAGAGUUUGUGUUGCUGGAAGACGUUUUCAAGAAAUUUCCCAACAUGCCAAUGAUGAUUGAGAUCAAAGAAAACAACGACUUGCUCAUUAAAAAGGUCUCUUGUCUUGUGAAGCAGUAUGGCAGAGAACGUAUUACAGUUUGGGGUUCUGAGGAGUCUGAGAUCAUGUCUAAAUGUCAGAAGCAGAACCCAUCCAUACCCUAUUUGUUCAGUAUGAAGCGAGGAAUACUGCUUUUAUUGCUCUUUUACACUGGGCUCCUUCCCUUCGUGCCUCUGGGUGAAAGUGUCCUGCUGUUCUACCUGCCCAGGGUCAUCAACAGGACUUAUAUUCCAGAGGAAUCCUAUCUGAAGAACAGAUUUGUUGUGUAUCUUCUUCAGAAGUUGACCAUGCGGAAAUCAUUGUUUGACCACUUGAUCAAGAGGGGCUUGCAGGUGCAGCUGUUUGUGUGCAAUGAGGAGAGCGAUAUAGAAGCUGCAUUUGCAGCCGGAGCCACAGGCGUAUUGACAGACUACCCGACCCUCCUAUCAAACUACCUCAAAAAACACCCUCUACCUCCUGCUUGUUAUUAGUUACAUAAUGAAAUGUACCUUUGAAUAAGAAUUUUAUCCAACUUCUUCCUGCACUCCAUGAAGCUUUGCAUGAAUUAUGGGAUUAAAGCACUUUCUGUCAUUUACAAAUUGUAUUUAUUUUCUAUAGAAACAUUCCAGAAAACACUACUGAUAUAGUUUGGGAAAACUCAGACAACUUCCGGCAAAUUUAGAUUUGCUCUGAAAGUUAGACUGGCAAAGAGCUCAUUCAAGGAGAUGGU